Molecule: messenger RNA, 2498 nt
Organism: Abrus precatorius (Indian licorice)
Lineage: Eukaryota; Viridiplantae; Streptophyta; Magnoliopsida; Fabales; Fabaceae
Product: translation initiation factor eIF-2B subunit delta
Exons: 7
Coding region: 164-2146 (660 amino acids)
Source: RefSeq, a predicted model, not a curated record
AAAGCUCUGCUUUCACUCUUGCAAGCUCAUUCCCUCUCUCUCUCUCCAUCUGAUUCCAAACCCUCAAUUUUUCCGAAGAAAAACCCUUCAAAUUUUUCCUACCAUCCAAACACACUCACAAAGUCACAAAACCCUAAGCUGAAACUUUGUGCUCUUCCAUUCCAUGGAUCCUCCUCGCCGAGCUCCACGCGCCGUGAUCGACCCCGUUCCCAAGUUCCGACAAGUCGGGUUCUUCGCUCCCGGAGCUCCACCAGAACGAUCUCAGUCGGGUCCACCCGACCCGACUCACUCUGCUGCUCCAAUCUCCGAUAUCUCUCCCUCCGGCAACUCUCUCUCGCCGGUCAUGAUCCCGCCGCCGCGCCACCUCUCCGAUAAUCUCCUCCUUCACGCUCGUCCUGCCGCUUCUCCUCUUCGCGCCGAGUCCAUCGCCGCCGCCGGAAGCUCCUACGAUGCUUCCGAUUUCUUCCCUGCUCCUCUGUCGCCGGCGCCGUCGUCCUCGUACUCCAGCAGGAUCGCCGGUGCCGCCGAUGGAGGCUUCUUCAACGGCGGCAAGGGGAACAAUGCCGGAAAGGUGGCUGCGUCGUCGUUUCCUCGCGGAGGAUUCGACUUGACGGCGAUGAAAGCGAGUGUCGUUCCGGCGAGCAAAUUGACCACUGUUUCUGUGGUGAAUGAUUCGCUUGGGAUUCCCGAAAAAGAAAAGGUAAACAAAGGAGGAGGGUCAGCAGUGGAAAUGAAAGACCAACCUACUAGUUCAAAACAGCAGAAACCAAAAACCUCAAAAGCUGAAAGACGUGCUCUUCAAGAAGCUCAACGAGCUGCAAAGGCUGCUGCAAAAGCUGAAGGAAAUAAGGCAUCUGGAACUCCAACUUCAACAACCGCAAAAUCAGCUAAAGCUGCAAAGCCUGCCCAGAAAGUUGAUAAUUCAGUGGUUGCAGCCUCUGAGAAGAAGGGGGGUGAUUGUCCACCAGAAAAGGAUAGAAAGAAAGAUGCUCCCCAACCACGCAUGCAGUAUGAUGACAGGAGCCGAGUGGAGAAAGCUAAACGUCGUGCUGUGGUUAAACAAACUGAAGCUAGGAACAGAGUUGAGUUGUUCAGGCAUUUACCACAAUAUGAACAUGGGAGUCAGCUUCCAGAACUUGAGGCAAAGUUUUUCCAUCUUUCUCCCGUGCAUCCUGCUGUUUAUAAGGUGGGUUUGCAGUAUCUAUCUGGAGAUAUAUCUGGUGGUAAUGCUCGUUGUAUUGCAAUGCUUCAAGCAUUUCAAGAGGCCAUCAAAGACUACAAGGUUCCACUUGAGAAGACUCUUGUGAGAGACUUAACAGCAAAAAUUAGUAGUUAUGUAUCAUUUCUUAUUGAAUGUCGACCUCUGUCAAUCAGCAUGGGAAAUGCAAUUAGGUUUCUCAAAAGUCGAAUAGCCAAGCUACCAUUGACCCUGUCUGAGUCAGAAGCAAAAGCAUCUCUCCAGUCAGAUAUUGAGCGUUUUGUAAGUGAAAAGAUUAUACUUGCCAACAAGGUGAUAGUGAAACAUGCUGUCACUAAAAUAAGAGAUGGUGAUGUUCUUCUAACUUAUGGGUCGUCAUCGGCAGUUGAAAUGAUACUGUUGCAUGCACAUGAGUUAGGAAAACAGUUUCGUGUUGUGGUUGUUGACUCUCGUCCAAAGCUUAGAGGGCAACUUUUACUUCGCAGGCUUGUGGAGAAAGGUCUAAGCUGUACAUACACGCAUAUAAAUGCUGUUUCCUACAUUAUGCAUGAAGUUACUCGUGUUUUUCUGGGUGCUUCAUCAGUGUUAUCUAAUGGAACAGUAUAUUCAAGAGUUGGAACUGCAUGUGUUGCAAUGGUUGCUCAUGCAUUCCGUGUACCUGUCAUAGUAUGUUGUGAGGCCUAUAAAUUUCAUGAAAGGGUACAGCUGGAUUCAAUAUGCUCUAAUGAACUUGGUGAUCCAGAUGUCAUUUCAAAUGUUCUGGGUCGAAAGGAUGUCAGCCACUUGGAUGGUUGGGCCAAUAUGGAAAAUCUGCAACUUUUGAAUCUGAUUUAUGAUGCAACCCCUUCAGAUUAUGUUUCAAUGAUAGUCACAGAUUAUGGAAUGGUGCCCCCCACAAGUGUGCCUGUAAUUGUAAGAGAAUAUGGGAGAGAACAAAUCUGGAUAUAAGUUUUGUUAAUUUUAACCAUCUCAGUUUUGUUGGCGUGCAAAAUCCCUAUUUAGCACCCUGGUAACAAUAAAUUUAAGAUGGUUGUGAUGAAUGUUUCUGUAUUAUUUUCCCACCUCGGAAUAAUGUAAUGGGCCUUUUUUGUUCUGAAAUUUUGGACAUUUCUGUAUUCACCUGUCCUAGCGAAGAGUGCAAAAUUUCGCCUCUCCAGGCAGAUUUAGCCAUGCAUUCUCUUCUGUAACAGUGUUUUUUUGUUCUAUUGUUCUUUACCUUUUGGAUGAUUAUGAGGUCACAAUUUUGGUUUAGCAAGUUUUAGUUGUGUUUAGCCCCUUCUUUGGAUACUUAUGACAACCA